AUGGAUCUCGAAUCCCGCAUCCAAACAUUACAAAACGAACUAGACCUAUCCGCAACCACUUCUUCCUCGCAAAAGAAAGUAGACCCAAAGUCCUGGUUACCAAGAGCACCCGCUCGCCAUACCCUAACUGGGCACCGCGACCCUAUCAAUGCAGUCGCAUUUCACCCCGUGUUUUCAGUUGUUGCUUCGGCUGCAGAGGAUGCGACUAUAAAAGUCUGGGACUGGGAGCAUGGCGAAUUGGAACAAACCCUUAAGGGGCACACAAAGGCUGUACUGGAUCUUGAUUACGGUGGCCCGAAAACGGGUGUUUUGCUCGCUUCAUGCUCCCAUGAUUUGACCAUAAAACUUUGGGAUCCAGGAAAUGAAUAUAAUUGCAUAAGGACUAUGAAGGGGCACGACCAUUCUGUGAGCUCCGUUAGGUUUAUCCCGAGCGGGUCUGGAGCCGAUUUCCUGGUUAGUGCUAGCCGGGAUAGGACGCUGAAGAUUUGGGACGUAUCUACAGGCUAUGCCGUGAAGACAAUACAGGGUCAUGUUGACUGGGUGCGAUGUGUGGAGCCCUCCCUCGAUGGGAAAUGGAUGGCCAGCGCCGGAAAUGACCAGACCGCUCGUAUCUGGGAUACGUCGACGAACGAUCAUAAAACGUCGUUGAUUGGCCAUACUCAUGUGAUCGAAUGCAUUGCCUUUGCUCCAGUUGCCGCAUACCCGACUUUAUCGAAUUUAGCGGGCGUCAAAAAACCCCCUUCUUCGACCUCCUUUAAUGAAUAUUUAGCAACAGGCUCCAGAGAUAAAACCAUCAAUCUAUGGGAUUCAAGGGGUACAUUGAUAAAAACCCUCACGGGGCACGAUAAUUGGGUAAAAGGUAUCGUUUUUCAUCCAGGUGGGAGAUAUCUCCUCAGUUGCUCUGAUGAUAAGACGAUAAGAUGUUGGGAUUUAUCACAGAAUGGUAGGUGUGUUAAAAUCAUUGAGCCUGCUCACGGACAUUUUGUAACUUGUAUAAAAUGGGCCCCGAAUCAAACAAGGGGGGGUAUCGACGGAGCUGCCAAUGGUGCACCCAGCGUUGAGUCUCCACGCCAGAAUGGUACACCACCAAAGAUACAAAGUGAACUUUCGGAAAUGUCAGGCAUUCGCUGUGUGGUCGCAACUGGCAGUGUGGAUCUUACUGUAAAGAUCUGGGCGACAUAA
Orbilia oligospora ATCC 24927 is the source of this 1182-nucleotide messenger RNA. RefSeq lists its product as uncharacterized. The transcript has 2 exons. Gene Ontology annotation, biological process: mRNA splicing, via spliceosome. Lineage: Eukaryota; Fungi; Ascomycota; Orbiliomycetes; Orbiliales; Orbiliaceae. Bases 1 to 1182 code for a protein of 393 amino acids. The record is from RefSeq and is a predicted model, not a curated record. Gene Ontology annotation, cellular component: U4/U6 x U5 tri-snRNP complex. Gene Ontology annotation, molecular function: U4 snRNA binding; protein binding; U6 snRNA binding.